CUGACUCGAACUCGUCGGAGGAGACUCGGGUCGCCGGCGCGGACAAUUCCCCGCGCGCGUGGUGCGCAUUUAUGACCCCUCGAGCCGGAGUCUCCAGUGGACCCUUCAUCAUCAGCAGCAGCAGCAGCAGCACCAAAGUUCGGAUCCAGCUGUCGCACUAGAGGACAUCGCACCAGACAUUUGGACACUUCACUCACUUUCCACUGCCGUUCUUUUUAGGUUUGAAAUUAAAGUGGAGGUUUGGCCAGAAGAACCAGAACGUGCCAGGAUGCGCACGGCCACCUCCACUCAGACAAGUAAUGCUUUUUGUUUGUUGUUUUUUUUCUAUUUUUCUACCUGCCUCACCGUAAUGGCUGAAUAUGAAUACAGCAGCAGGAUGACAUGAUCUGAGCUCUGCGGCUUUUCUUUGUAUACAUUUACAUUUUAAUCAAAUUUAUUCCAGAGUUCAGGUCUCCUCUUUACUUUUUUCAAAACUAAAAACCCUCGGCUAGAGGGAGAACUUGUAUGUAAUGCGACAGUCAUUCGUGAGGUGCUCUUGUGCGGCGGGAGCUCGGUGAUGGAUUCCAGCCUGGUGGAGCGGUGGACGUCAGACUGGUAGUGAGACAGAUGGUUCCUGGCUGUACAUGAUGACCCCAGCUCCUCUGACUCAGAACUGUUCCAACUGCAGCCAGGCGUUUGUCCCAGAACUCAACGUGAUCAAAGCCGUGACUUUAGGACUAGUGCUGGGGAUCUUCAUUGUUUUUGGAGUCGUCGGGAACAUCCUGGUGAUCCUCUCGGUGGUUUGCCAUCGCCACCUGCGGACGGUGACGAACUAUCUGAUCAUUAACUUGGCGGUGGCAGACCUUCUGCUGAGCGCCGUCGUGCUACCCUUCUCAGCCAUUUUGGAAAUCCUGGACCGCUGGGUGUUUGGACGGGUCUUCUGUAAUGUUUGGGCAGCUGUGGACGUGCUGUGCUGCACUGCCUCCAUCAUGAGCCUGUGCGUGAUCUCUGUGGACCGCUACAUCGGAGUCAGCUACCCUCUGAGGUACCCGGCCAUAAUGACUAAACGCAGAGCGCUGCUGGCGGUGCUGAUCCUGUGGGUGCUCUCCGUCAUUAUAUCUAUUGGACCGUUAUUCGGCUGGAAAGAGCCGGCGCCGGAAGACGAAUCCAUUUGCAAGAUCACGGAGGAGCCGGGCUACGCCAUCUUCUCUGCUAUGGGCUCCUUCUAUGUCCCCUUGGCCAUCAUCCUGGCUAUGUACUGCAGGGUGUACGUGGUCGCCCACCGAGAGAGCCAAGGGCUGAAGAAAGGCCAAAAGACUGAGAAGUCCGAUUCAGAGUUUGUGAUUCUCAGGAUACACAGAGGAACAGCUGCUGUCUCCGAGGACGAGGCCCUUCGCCGACGCACGCAUUUCGCUUUAAAGCUUCUCAAGUUCUCGCGGGAGAAGAAGGCUGCCAAGACCUUGGGCAUUGUUGUUGGGUGCUUUGUGCUGUGCUGGAUGCCGUUCUUCCUGGUAUUGCCCAUCGGCUCCAUGUUCCCGGAGUACAGACCCUCAGACACCGUCUUCAAGAUCGCCUUCUGGCUCGGCUACUUCAACAGCUGCAUCAACCCCAUCAUCUACCCCUGCUCCAACCAGGAGUUCAAAAAGGCCUUUCAGAGUUUGCUAGGAGUUCACUGUCUGGGCGAGGCCCCCAAGCCACAUCACCACCACCAUCAUCAUCCCCAUCAUCUAACCCCCGGACAUAGUCAAGGCCCGACCCAUGGGCCCUUGAGUCUAGGCAUUGACAUCAGGGGGUCAUCCUGUCGCCUGAGCCCCUCCUCCUCGAUGGGGUUGUCAAGAACCCCAUCCUCCAGGGACAGUGGGGAAUGGAAGGUCUUCUCUAGUGAGCCUCCAGAUGGAUCUGGAACAGGAGAAACAAGCAGAGCUAAAGUGGCCAAACUCUGCAGUAAAAGCUUGGACAGAACCUGCUGCUGCUUCCUGAGCAGCAAGAGAUCUCGCCCUCAGACCAACAGUGACCCCCCUCAUCCAACCACGACUCUUCCCACCAUCAAAAUCCACCAGAUGUCUCUGUCUGAAAAAGGAGAGCCAGUCUAACCUCUGUUUGCACCAAAGGUUUUUUUCUCGUUUGAGCCUGAAACAUCAUCAGGAAGUCACGUUGACUAUGAAGAGCACUUUUACUGUACAAAGAUGUAAAUACGGCAAAUGUAAAUUAUGCACGUUUGUCACUGUUCUAGCACCUUCCAUAACCAUCCUGACACGACUAUGGAGCAUCACAGGCAGAAGAAAGAAAACCUAGCACACAAUCUACUGGCUGUCAUGUUUAAACUGAGACGCAUAGUUCUAAAACGUUUCACAUAUAGAAUCAUCAUUCACACGAGUUUAUAGGUGGAUAUACUUCAAAUCAGCAGCAGAGACCAACAAUUAUUCACAAAGAAUCCCAUCAUUCUGUGGAUAAAUUGUUACUUCUUCAACAAUUCCAGAUUGACAAAGGAGUCCUUGACCUUCACCAAAAGUGAACACAGCUGUUCCCGCAUGCACUGGUGAACAAUUCCAUACCUCAAAUCUGUCUUAAGUCACAAUACAGUUUGGUCUGUUGUGCUUCAAAACCAACAUUAAAUCCAUAUUACAGCAGUUACACUAACCCCACUGCCCUCAGGACACUGUGUAGGCAUCCAGGCUACUUUUGAAAAUAACAGUUUUCAUUUUGGUACUACGAGUCCACAAUAUUCCAUUCGAGGAAUAGGAACCUGAGAUGGUCUGGCUUGACAGGUGAGUGGUCAAACGGACUCUGCUAAAGACCUUUGCUGGCUAGAAAAGCCGGUCAACUGCACUGCCUCUUCGGACGAUGUAGAAGUGACCGUGUUUCAUUCCUCGCUCUAAACAGAGUGAAAGCGCCUUAAUUUAACUGUCAAAAGUAAAUGUCUUGGCUGAUUUGUAUGGGAAAUAACUUCACUUCGACAGCUGUAUUCAUAAAAAUGAAAUUUCUUUAUGCACUUCCAGUAGUCUAACGUGAAAAAAAUCAGGCUUUACAAAACCUAAAAUCGACCACUGUCAGAGAAAAAUAUACAAACCCACAUAAUAAACUGUGAGCUGCCUUCAGGGAUAAACUGUCUCCAGCAAUUGAGAAGACGCCUGUCAUCCAACACAAUCAUAUAAUUGACUUCUACACCUCCUUUUGAUGACUCGACACAUCAACGUGAAACCCAUCAUUUUGCUUGUCUUAUUGCUGCACGAGCUGAUUGCACAAAACGACAAAAAAACAGCCGUUCCACAAUUCACGUUGAAAGACGGCACGAUGUCAGCGUGAAUGGAAGAAUGGUAGAUGGUUAACUCCAGUCUUUUCUUCGUUCCCCGGGGGAUAAACUUGGCUCCAUAACCGAAGGAAGUGGACCAGAACUGAGUCAUGCUGUUCCUCCCCAUCAUCAGCAAGGACACUGGCAAGGACUGUGGUCCAAAUCCAUCAAAAAUUUAUUGUUAUUCCGAUCCAUCACACUGACGUCAUUCUGGGAGGACGCACCACAGACAGUUUUAAGAUACUACCACUUAAUAUUACAUCAGUUUAUGUAGCAUUUGAGUCACAAAUAGACAAGCAUUCCCCACACCCUGCAGGCUUCUUUACUUCACUCUGCAGCUCUUCUUAAAACAAUAUCCCCAUCGGAGUUUAUACACAUCAUAAUAUACGGCCGCUACGGACACACACAAGAAGAUGUUUUCAAAUUUGCUGCGUCAGUAUGACUGUAUUAGUUAUGCAAAGCAGGAACUUUCACAUGAUGCCAGAGCUGUGUUAAAUAGCCUAUAACCACAUUAUCAUUAGACCAUCAUUAACACAGGGAAAUUAAUAACCGCCAUGGGAUGGUUUUGAAAGGGCUCACCAUCUGAAAGUUAAAGUGCCGGCAGCUGCAGUUGAACAUUUACUUUGUUUGGGUUGUCAGAUUGAUGAGUCAAAGUUGUCUCACUCUGAUUUGAGCUAACACGUAUCAGUUUAGCUAACUGUUUCCCCGCCAGUGAAUUUGUUUUAUAGCUUCAGGGAAAUGUCAACGUGAGACUAUGAAGAGUGAAUUAUUAUACAGACGACUGAGGAGAUUUACUUCUGUCUCAAUGGAAAAUAUCAAAAGCAGCUUUUUGUUUUCGCCCGUUUUCUUCGACGUUUGGCAGCUAUUUUGCAUGCAGAUCACAUGGAUGAAAUAGUUUAAAUGUGGCAGCAGAUGGGAGCAGACAGGGACAAGACAGAAACGCUUGUAGUAGCAUUUUCUGAACAGCAAAUUGAGAACAAAGGGGGGACAAAAUGAUGGAUCAAAGACAGAUCAAUCCAAAGGGUUGGUCAGUCCGAUUGGUCUGGCUUACCAUUAACCGGCCAGUUUACAUUCCUUCCCCAACCAAAGGACCAAAAUGGGGAUGAAGUCUGUCACAGGGUGAGGCCUGAAGCCAUACUGUCCCAUGAUCAGUCAUCCUGGAGAGGCUCAGACUAGCACCUAUUAGGGAUGGGCGAUAACCAAACACAAUCUCCACGAUGACAAUUCGGCAUCACGCGAUAAAUUCGAUAAACACGAGGCACACUCACCGCAUUGGACUUACACAUGUACAACAGAGCUCUCCAGCUUCGUAGAGUUUGACAGCCGACACUGGCAUGUGACAGUUGUGGAGAGUGUGGUGGACUUUGGCUCACGAUCGUAGUUUUAAACUUAUUUUUAACACAGGGAACCUUUGAUAAUGACACUGGUCGACUGACUCCCUGGAUCCCAGUUUAUUUUAUUAGAUGGAGUCGUCCUCACAAGUUCUCUGACGCAGUUGUCUGCCUUGGUUCACAUGCAAGUCUCCCGCUGCACUGGUGAAAAUAGUUGGAUAUUGGACGGAGCUCCACUUGUAUAAUGAUUUGGAGCAGUGUUUUUCAACCUUUUUUGAGCCACGGCACAUUUUUUACAUUGGAAAAAUUUUGUGGCACACCACUAACCAAAAAUGUUACUACACUAAUUCUCUUGGAGGAACGAGGCAAUCAGCUACGUGUUGCCACACGGACAAAUAUUACAUUACUCUGCCAGCCUUUACAGCACGGACACUGGACAAUGACAUAAUAUUUGCAGAAAAUUAUUAAUAAAUGUAAAUUUAAAAAAAAAAGUGAUAUUGGAUAAUUUCUCACGGCACACCUGACGAUCUCUCACGGCACACUAGUGUGCCGCGGCACAGUGGUUGAAAAUCACUGAUUUGGAGAAUAGAAAAUGAUCAUUUAUUCACCUGAUUUCUGAUAUUUCUUCAAUAGCCUCUAGGAAACGUGUCCAGACUGGUCCAUAGUUCAAGUCAACUAUUAAGAGACAUGAGAUACAGCAGACAGACGGCUCAAUAAGUUUCAUCAUAAAACAGUAGUGAGAGAGACUGUAGUGUGUCCAACACAUGCAAUAGUUUAUUAAAUUUAUUUAUCGUGAUAAUUAUCGUGGUUACCAAAAUUACAACAUUUAUAACUUUUUAUAUCGCCCAUCCUUAGCACCAGUGCUCGAGCUAAAUGAGCGCAACCAAUUGAGGUGACUCUGGGAUCAAGUCAGGAUGAUAGACGCCUUGCUAUUGAGGUGUUCAGGACUGUCUGUCUUUUGAGGCUAACCUGAGUGGCCUCUAGAGAGAGUCAAGCCUGGGCCUUCUAGUUUCAACUGCUGCCUCCCUGCAGACAAAUGACGGCCAACGGAUGGACGCUCAAGAGCAACUAGAGUAUGACUUCCUGGUGCUAACAUCAGCCUCCACGGAAUAGUCUAGUUUCUUCCUCCCUCUUUUGAACUGUCCUGUUUGUUUUAUCCCUCCGACAAACCUGCCAUUCAUGGCAGCAGAUUCACAGUAUCAAAACUCAACAACACCUUAGCUUGACGGUUCUCCUUAGAUUGUAGUGUACAGUACCGUGAAACCACACAACCUCACACCAUUUGCUGUUGAAUAAAACCUGCAAAUUACAAAAGUGUCUUUUAUUGAAUUCACCAAAUAUUAUAUGAACCAACCCUGCAGCAGCGGCAGCAGCAGGGGGAUUCUAGAUAACCUGCUUUAAGCUGACCUCACAGCGGCUGACCUCAAUCCUGACCCACCCACAAGCCUCUUUAGAGCCUGAGACGUUGGUCUCUCGGGCUGCGCUCGUCCCCGCUGCUACUGCUGCUGUGGACUCAACAGAAACUUCCCUUCACCAGUCUGAAGUGUGGGUGUAGCCACAGACACAUCAGAAGGAUGAAAACUGCAGACUGCAUUGAUUUAUUUCCCUUGUGAGAGAGGAAGAUGAGAUAGUGGCAGACUGGAUUGUUUAGUCAGAAGCGGGGUGGACAGCUCUCUCCCAAGGGCGUGUGACUGGUCCACCCAAAGGCAGACGGUGCCUGCAGUAUCAUUGACUGUGUCCUCUGCAGGUGCCGGUUGAGGCUGAUGUUAGGUUAAAACAAGAAAUAUAAUUUCAAAUAACAGUUUCAUUUGUCAUUAAACAGAUGCUUUGAGAUCGUUGUAAGGUUGCGCACGCCUGAAGACGUGAGGAGCAAACAGGGGC
This is a messenger RNA of Synchiropus splendidus (mandarinfish), 6483 nucleotides long. It is a transcript of the gene adra1aa, whose product is annotated as adrenoceptor alpha 1Aa. Gene Ontology annotation, cellular component: membrane. Gene Ontology annotation, molecular function: alpha1-adrenergic receptor activity. The record is from RefSeq and is a predicted model, not a curated record. The transcript is spliced from 3 exons. Gene Ontology annotation, biological process: adenylate cyclase-activating adrenergic receptor signaling pathway; phospholipase C-activating G protein-coupled receptor signaling pathway; positive regulation of cytosolic calcium ion concentration. Bases 624 to 2072 code for a protein of 482 amino acids. NCBI's taxonomy places the organism in Eukaryota, Metazoa, Chordata, Actinopteri, Syngnathiformes, Callionymidae.